Messenger RNA from Spinacia oleracea (spinach), 2459 nucleotides. Its product is annotated as coronatine-insensitive protein 1. Bases 379 to 2178 code for a protein of 599 amino acids. Gene Ontology annotation, molecular function: protein binding. The transcript is spliced from 3 exons. NCBI's taxonomy places the organism in Eukaryota, Viridiplantae, Streptophyta, Magnoliopsida, Caryophyllales, Amaranthaceae. Gene Ontology annotation, cellular component: SCF ubiquitin ligase complex. Gene Ontology annotation, biological process: SCF-dependent proteasomal ubiquitin-dependent protein catabolic process. The record is from RefSeq and is a predicted model, not a curated record.
ACAUUUUAACCAAUAUUAUCAGAUCAGGACAAAUAUUAAUUUCUCCAUUUUUGUUCCCAUUCCUCUCUCCUCCUCCUCCUUCUCCUUCUUCCUCCAUUCCCCUAGUUUUGCGAGAUCUCAUAAUUACGUCGCACAUAAAAUUCUCCAGUAAAAUUAAAGUGUGUCUACUACUACUACUACCACUAGCUAGCUUAGGUCACUUUCAUCAUCCAUAUCUAUGGCUUCUUCUCCAUUCUCUCUCCUCCCAAAAUAUCCCUUUCUUCAUCAUAUCCUUAUCUCAAAUUGAUUCAAUCAAUCCAUAAACCAAUCGAUUUCCGAAUUCAAAUCUUUUUGAUUUCAUUUAACUUUUUAUAUCUUCCAAUAGAUUUCAGCUGAAAAAUGGCGAACAACAAUAACAAUCACUACAAUUAUCGAAGAAGUAUGUCAGAUGAAAUCUUGGAAUGUAUACUACCGUAUAUUCAAGAUCCUCGGGAUCGAUCCUCAAUAUCAUCGGUUUGCAGGCGAUGGUAUGAGCUAGAUCGGUUGACCAGACGACACGUCACGAUUGCGUUGUGUUACGCAACCACGCCUCUACAGCUCCAUGAUCGGUUUCCGAACAUCGAGUCGUUGAAGCUCAAAGGAAAACCUAGAGCUUCCAUGUAUAAUUUGAUUCCGGAGGAUUGGGGUGGUUAUGUGGGACCCUGGGUUCAGACUCUGCCCAGAUUUCCUCGCCUUAAUAAGCUCCAUUUUAGGCGGAUGAUUGUUACGGAUGAAGAUCUUGGGAGUAUUGCCACCGCAAAAGGCCGUAAUUUACAGUGCUUGAAGUUGGAUAAGUGCUCUGGCUUCUCCACGGAUGGUCUCUUGCGUAUCACUAGCUCUUGCAGAAACCUGAGAACACUGUUUCUGGAAGACAGUGGUGUCGAGGAGACUAAUGGUGAAUGGUUUCACCAGCUGGCACUACACAAUAUAGUUCUUGAAACUCUGAACUUCUAUAUGACUUUUAUGGAGAAAAUCACAGUUGAAGAUCUUGAACUUCUUGCCAGAAAUUGUCCUUUAGUCUCUGUGAAAAUUGGAGAUACUGAUCUUGUUCAUCUUGGAAAAUUUCUUCGUACAGCGACGAGAUUGCAAGAGUUCUCCGGUGGUUCUUAUAACGAAGAUUUAGACCAAUAUGGUAAUAUUGUAUUUCCAGCUCAAUUAACUUCAUUGGGUCCCAUGUUCUUGGUGAAAAGUCAUUUGCCUGUAUAUUAUCCAAUUGCACACUCGCUGCGGAGGUUGGAUCUUGUUUAUGCAUCGCUUAACAGUGAGGGGCACUGCGAUCUGAUACGUAGAUGUCAAAAUUUAGAAGUUCUGGAGACGACAAAUGUAAUUGGUGAUCAGGGUUUGGAAGUUGUAUCUUUGACGUGCAAAAGACUGAAGAGACUACGUAUAGAACGAGGGCCAGAGCCAGAUGAACGAGGGCCAGAGGCAGUUGAGCAAGGACUGGACCCUGAACCAGGUGUGGUUACACAGACGGGAUUAAUUGCUGUAGCACAAGGAUGCCCUGACCUAGAAUACCUAGCCGUUUAUGCGACCGAUAUAACAAAUGAAGCCUUGGAAUGUGUAGGUGCAAACUUAAAAUAUUUGACUGAUUUCCGACUUGUAUUACUUGACAGAGAAGAAACAAUCACUGAUUUGCCACUGGAUAACGGAGUCCGAGCUCUAUUACGGGGUUGUCAAAAUAUGCAACGGUUUGCGUUGUACCUCAGACAAGGAGGUUUGACUGACACUGGUCUGGGGUACAUUGGUGAGUUCAGUAAGAAAGUGAGGUGGAUGCUUCUAGGUUAUUUGGGGGAAACUGAUGCAGGUCUAAUAGAAUUCUCAAAGGGAUGCCCUAGCCUUCAGAAACUAGAGAUGAGGGCUUGUUACUUUACAGAACAUGCACUGGCUACUGCAGCAAUACAACUGCCUUCUCUAAGGUACAUGUGGGCCCAAGGAUACCGAGCAUCUCAAACGGGGUUUGUUGAUAUAGUACAAAUGGUUCGACCAUAUUGGAACAUUGAGCUGAUUCCUGGGGAUCAGUACAAUCACAACAGCGACGACGACAAUGGCCAGCCUGCUAGGGUUGACCAUCCAUCCCAUAUUGUUGCUUAUUACUCGCUUGCUGGACAGAGAACAGAUCAUCCUGCUACUGUUUACCCUCUGCCCCUGCCGGAACCCUAGUGUGGUAGAGUCUGUAUAUAUUCCCACUUCUUUUUCGAUUGGGAUUUUCUGCUCCACCAUGUUCAUACAGUUUUGAUAUCUUCUUUCUUUGAGAGUCGAUUUUGAUUGUUUUUUAAACAUUUUCAAGACAAUAAGGUUGUUUCUGAGCUGUUGUAUUCUUCUUGUCUUGUACCAGUAGUUUUUUUUAAUCUCAUUCUCUUACACACUCUGUAGUCUGUAUCCCUCUUAUUGUUUGGCAUGCUGCAUUUUUGGAGCAAAUAAUAUCUAUCCCAUCUAAAAUA